AUGAGUGCAAUAUCAUUAAAUCAAACAAUUACAACAACAGUUUCAACAUCUAUUCCUCUACCAAUUGAUAUAAAUUCAAGUUUUUGGUUAACAUUUUCAUUUGAAAUUCCAUCAGUUUUAUGUUCAUUAUUUAUUCUUAUAAAUUUAUUUUCAAUACGUAAUCUUCGUCAAUCAAUUCAUCAUCAUGCAAUGAUUAUUUUAUUAAUCUUAGGUCUUAUAUAUGUAUUAAUUGGUGUUUCAGCUACUGUUAGUUUUAAUCGACAUAAUCGAAAAAUAUGGCCAGCAAGUCCAAUCUAUUGUUUAAUAUGGCGUUUUGUUGAUACUGGAGUAUAUGGAUCUAUAAAUGUUUUCUUAGCAUGGGCAUCAUUUGAACGUCAUAUAUUAAUAUUUCGUCCUGCAUUAGUAAAUACAUCUAGAAAAAGAUUAUUUAUUCAUUAC
This is a messenger RNA of Adineta steineri, 438 nucleotides long. Lineage: Eukaryota; Metazoa; Rotifera; Eurotatoria; Adinetida; Adinetidae. The record is from the annotation of a GenBank genome assembly.